Molecule: messenger RNA, 250 nt
Organism: Funneliformis mosseae
Lineage: Eukaryota; Fungi; Glomeromycota; Glomeromycetes; Glomerales; Glomeraceae
Source: the annotation of a GenBank genome assembly
ACGAAAUUAUGUUGUUGACAAUCAAAAUAACGUUGAAAAUUUAUUGAAUCAUGAAAGAUUAUUACAUCCUCGAAUGGUUUUCUUGAUAAUUGUACGUCUCCUUACAGAAUUAUUACGUCGUAUAAAAAAAGCAUCCAUCAAAGAAACGAUGCACCAAAUUUCCGACGAUUUACAAAAAUUAAAGACCAAUUAUCAACAAUCCAUUCAACAUCAUACUGCCAAUGCAAAAACCCGUCAAUUGAUAAUUUGA